AUGCCUCCAUUCCCAUUCCCUCUCCCAACAACCAGUCUCAUAUCGUACGCUAACCUUCUUCACGAUACAUCCCUGUCGUUUACGGCCGAGUUGGCAGAGGCUACAUCCGCUCGAACAACACUACAGCUCGCUCUGAAAGCAUUAGACGAAAAUAACCCCAGCGCCAGUGCCUUGUCAGUGGUGGAUGCGGUACAGGGCUAUCUGCCUUAUCUUCAAUCCAUCAUUCAUUCUCUCGACUCGGAUCUUCUCUUGCCCAAAUCCGAACUCUCAUUCACCUGGACACCGAGUCUGACCUCUUACCCACUCAAGACUCCAGCUUUGACCCUCCCUUCCAUUCACGCCGAGCAUCUCUUCGUGCUCCUUGUCUAUGCCCUUUCACUUUCAAACUAUGCCAAUUCCAUCCUCCGCUCACUACCAGUCUUUGAAUCUAUACAAGAUUCCAAAGGCAAGUCUAAAGCUGGAGGUGCUGCUCAAAGUGUCGUGGGACGACUCACAGCCGAGGACGAAAAGAAGAUCACGGUGGGCCUUGGAAGAGCAGUAGAUCUUCUUUGUCAAGCGAGUGGGAUAGCGACCUAUGUCGCGGAUAAGAUAUGCCCAGUGUUCGAGGGAGCCAAAAAAGGUGCGGGGAGGAAUGGCAAGCUCAAAUGGCCCGUCGAAACGGGUGCGGAGGCUUUCAGAGGUCUUGCCAUGGUGUUCCUCGCCGACGCACACGUCACUGCGAUACGUAAACUCCUCUUACCCGUUCUAACCCACUCUCUCUUCUCCCCACCUGGUCCUCCUCUGCCGUCCAAUCAUCCCUCACCAUCUCUCUUGGCUAAGCUAUACCUCCAUACUGCUUCCCUAUACGAGUCCGCCAGGGCAUUUUUCAAGGUCCGAGGGGGUGAAUCCUCAUCUAAUCGCAAGCUGUUCAGCCGGGACAAGAAAACUGGCGAUACGGAACCACACGAUACGACCGAGGGCGACCCAAUUCCGGAGCUUCAGAGGUACCUGCGUAAAGAGUCCCUGUUGGCUUCUGCUCUCGCUCGGAAAUGGUUAGGGGUUGAUGCUGGCGAGAACUCGAAGGAGCCCCAGACUGGGGAGGCCUUGGCUUGGGUGAAGGACGCUCAGAGUCGCUUGGAGGAGUUAGAGGAUUCAGCGGUGAGGGAGAAGAUGAAAGGCUUCAGUCUUAGCAGAGGAGGUGACAAGAAGAAGGAAGCGAGAAAGGCUAGAAAGGGUCGUGUGGAGAGAGAGCUGGAGGACGUCAGGGCAUGGAUAGCAAGCUAUCAGGCGUUGAACGACAAGGUCUCAUUUCAACCUGUCCCGCCAUCGUCUUCCCUGGUCGUUCCGUCAGGGAGGCAAGUCUUUAAUGCCAAAACGUUUGUGCCUCCUCCGAACAAGUUUGGGUCAACGUUCAAAGUGCCAUUGGAUGGAUCGACACCAGAUUCGGAAGGAGCACAGAAUGCCAGUCCCACCGAGGCUUACGCUGGUCAGGGCAACUACUUCUGA
This is a messenger RNA of Kockovaella imperatae, 1485 nucleotides long. RefSeq lists its product as hypothetical. Gene Ontology annotation, biological process: cellular response to pH. Bases 1 to 1485 code for a protein of 494 amino acids. The transcript is spliced from 4 exons. Gene Ontology annotation, cellular component: plasma membrane. NCBI's taxonomy places the organism in Eukaryota, Fungi, Basidiomycota, Tremellomycetes, Tremellales, Cuniculitremaceae. The record is from RefSeq and is a predicted model, not a curated record.